Molecule: messenger RNA, 1894 nt
Organism: Mya arenaria
Lineage: Eukaryota; Metazoa; Mollusca; Bivalvia; Myida; Myidae
Exons: 2
Coding region: 1-1674 (557 amino acids)
Molecular function (GO): zinc ion binding
Source: RefSeq, a predicted model, not a curated record
AUGGACCCUGGAAGUUCAUCUAUUUCCAAGGGAUCUGACCUGAUUCAUGACUACAGUUGUUCCAAAUGUGAGGAAAGUGACUUGAACACUGAAGCCCAGCUUUUCUGCCCAGAGUGUGAACACUAUCUGUGUGACAAGUGUGUGAGGAUACAUGGGGAGUACUUCAAGAAACAUGUUGUGUAUGGGCGUGGAGACAUUCAGAAGUGGGAGAGGUUCUCCAUGGACAGGUGUGACCAACAUGGUUACAAGCUGGAGGUCCACUGUGAUGACCACCAGGAACUGUGCUGCCAUACCUGUGUGGCCCUCAACCACAGGCUUUGUAGCAGUAUAAGUCACUUGCCUGAACUGGCCAGAGGCUUCCUUGAAAAAGCAGAGUUCAAGCAGCUGCCAGAAGCAGUGGACAAGAUGAGGAGCAGGCUCGAUGAGCUCAAGAAUGCUGCCAAGAUGAAAGACCAAGCGUCUCUUAAGGACUCAUACAAGAACAUCCUGGCUGAAAUCAAGGCUCUCCGUAAAGAGUUUGACCAGAUCUUAGACAAGCUUGAGCAGAAAACAGUUGAACAGUUAGAUAGCAUGAUGACGGAUUCAGAGAAUGGUUUGAAAAAUGACAUUGAAACGUGUUCUCAUAUGAGUGACUUACUGAAGACGAUGAUGGACAAGUUAAAGCAGAUAACUGGAAAAAACCAAGAGACGAAUUGUUACGUCGGUCACAGAAAAUGUCAGACAAAACUGAUUGAAGCCAAGAAUCUAGUGCAUGAAAUACAAGGAAAGCCAGAAGAAGCCUUAUGUUUUACGUCUGACAGCAGCAUAAUGCCAUUUUUCAGGAACCUGCACAUGUUUGGAACUACUGAAAGAGUGAGUUCCAUGGCGAAGAGGUUUGAUAUUGAUUAUGUGUUCAAAGGUCAACGGUCAAAGAAGUGUAUUGUUAGAAUAACGUACGAUUGGUAUACCUGCAAGAUCGUAGGUAUAUGUGAGCUGCCCAGUGGAGACCUUUGUAUUGCUGACAGGAACAAUAAGAGAGUGAAGCUUCUGAACAGGCAGUUAAAUGUCACUGAUCACUUUGAUCUUCCUGCCCCUCCACUUCACAUGUGCAACACAACCGGCAGUGAAGUUGCUGUAGUUAUCGAUGAUGGUUAUAAAACACAUGAGAUCUGCAUCCUCAAAGUUACCAAAGGACAGUUACAAGUAUCGAGAAAGUUCAGCACAAGCCACGACUGUACCUCCGUUGCCUACCACCAGGGUCAGCUGUACAUCUGCUCCAGCUGUGCCCUGUACCAGUACAGCAUGGAUGGACGAAUGGUAAAGGUAAUACAAGGAUGCAUGGGAAUAUGGAGUUGUGCUGUAAGUCCUGAUGGGGAGAGAAUCUAUAUAACACUAUUGUUGGCUAAUACAUUAAUUACCCUUGAUAAAAAUGGUGAAGUGUUAUCAAAACUAAGAGAUCCUGAACUAUUAACUCCCAGUGGACUUUGUGUCAGCAGCCCUAGUGGCCACGUGUUUGUGUGUGGGUCUCACACUGUGGUACAGGUGGACCGAGAGGGAAAACAGAAGCUUGCCACAGUGGCCAGAAAGGCUGAUGGCGUGGCAUGCCCGCAGUCAGUGUGGUUCAGUGAACAUACCUCAAGUCUCAUCGUUGGAAAUGAUUGUAAUGAUAGCAUUUUUGUUAUCAAGGUGUGUUGAAAUGUGAAUCCGAUUCUAAAACUUAAUAACAUGUUGAACUGUUAUUUAUAAAUAGUAUACAUAAUUAUACAGUACGUACCAAUUUUAGACCAUAUUCUACAUGUAUGAACCUUAUCAUGAUGCAAGUGAAAUACAGUACCGUAAAUAGAUUCAUAGAUCGAUAAAUUGAACGAAUAUUUAAAUGAAAGCGAUAUGUAUGCAUGUAUGAUAUAUCAUAGAA